AUGGCUUUGGUCCCAUCCAAGGAUGAUGCGACCGUAUUGGCGGCGCUUGGCCACAAGGAGGAGUUGGAUCGACAAUUCACUCCAUUUUCCAUGGCCGCCAAUGCCAUCAUUACCGCAAGUGCUUGGACGGCGAUCAUAGGAACUUUCAUCACCUCAAUCUAUAAUGGCGGCGCCGCCGGAUUGAUCUACACAUGGAUUGUUGAUAAUUUCUUCUUCCUCUUCAUUGCCUUAUCCAUGGCUGAGUUGACUUCGGCUAUGCCGACUGCUGCGGGAGUCUACCACUGGUCGGCAGCAUUGGCUGGUCCUAAAUACUCCCGACCGGUUGGUUUUCUGACUGGAUACUUCAAUAUGCUAGGAUGGACUCUCGGACUUGCUUCAUUAUACUCGGUCGCUGGUCUUGAAGUGACUGGGUUAUAUCAACUCUACCACCCAGAGUAUGUCAGUAAACCCUGGCAUGUGUUCGUGGUGUUUGUUGUUCUCAACUGGUCUUUUGCGGCAUUUAUUCAAUUUGGUAACAAGAUAUUACCUUAUUAUACCAAGUUUGGAUUAUUCAUUAAUGUCGGCGCUUGGUUCACCAUCAUCGUUUGUCUCGCCGUUCUUCCCAAAUCCCAUUCGACUAGUUCAUUCGUAUGGACCGAAUACACCAAUUCGACAGGCUGGCCAACGGGUGUGAGCUUUAUUCUGGGACUUGUCGCUCCAGCCUUCUCAAUCGGUACAAUUGACAGCUCAACACACAUGGCUGAGGAGGUGCCCAAUCCUUCAAAGAACAUUGCCAAGACAGUGAUGGUUCAAUGGUUUGGCUCGUUCAUAAUGGGUUUCUGCUUCCUCGUCGCCCUCUUCUAUGCAGCCGGCGACCUGGAUACCAUCAUGACUGCCUCCGAGGAUAAUUUCCCCGUCGCAGGCAUCAUGCAAAUCGCAUUCGGUGAUACAAGGUCAGCUUUCGCGUGUGGUCUUGUAAUCUUUAUCGCCGCCAUUCCCGGCUGUAUCGGUGCUCAAAUUGCGACCGUGCGAUGCGUGUGGGCAUUUGCCCGCGACGGCGCCUUGCCAUUCUCUGAUUUCUUCUCCAAGGUUGACGAGCACAAUGUAAUGCCUGCAAGAGCGAAUAUUUUGAUCACGUUGAUCAGCACUGCGUUGGGAGCGCUGUACGUUGCUUCGACAGUGGCGUUCAAUGCCCUCGUUGCUUCGUACGCUGUCAUGUCUUCCACGUCUUACGGUAUAGCCAUUGCCGUCCACUUCUUCACCGGGCGCAAACGAGCGCCGCCUGGUUGGUUCUACCUUGGUGAUGGAAUUGUGGGCUAUGCUGUGAAUGCUAUUGCUCUGAUCUAUAUUUUCGUCUCGAAUGUUUUCUUUUGCUUACCAUAUGACCGUCCACCGGUUACAGCGGCGACCAUGAAUUACACAUCACUUGUGUCCUACGGCAUGGCGAUCUUGGUCGUUGUUUGGUGGUUCAUCGGGGGUAGCAGAAUCUACAAGGGACCAAAAUUGUCCUCGGAGACAUAUGAGGUUUUGGAAAGGCUUGCGGAUUCAGAGACUGUUGAGGUUAAAUCAACAGGGAAAACUGAGGCCUGA
This is a messenger RNA of Penicillium odoratum, 1569 nucleotides long. RefSeq lists its product as uncharacterized. Lineage: Eukaryota; Fungi; Ascomycota; Eurotiomycetes; Eurotiales; Aspergillaceae. Gene Ontology annotation, biological process: transmembrane transport. Gene Ontology annotation, cellular component: membrane. The record is from RefSeq and is a predicted model, not a curated record. The transcript is spliced from 6 exons. Bases 1 to 1569 code for a protein of 522 amino acids. Gene Ontology annotation, molecular function: transmembrane transporter activity.